UGUAUUUUUUAUGAAUACAAUAUUAAUCUUACUUCUAAACUUCAAAUGCAUAAUAAACCCUACCAGAAAAGCCAGCUUCAUUUUUCUUUAUAUAUAUAGACCACCACUCUCUUCCACUUUUAAGUAUUAAAAAAAACCACAAGAGUUGGAUGCUCACACUUUAAGUCUUCUUCGUUUUUCAUCCGUAUUUUCCACUCACUUUUUUUCUUUUCACUUUUUCUUCUUCCUGUUACACCCUUCUUGUAAUGAUAGCUUUCAACACCCGUGAACCACAAACCCAAAUAUCUUCACCAAAACUUGGUUUCCCUCACUAUAGAUAUUUCAGAUACACUUUCCCUGCAAUCCCCUAUGCCAAACAACAAAAACCAACGUAACAGUCCGGUGGAAACUCACCGGCGAGGCAAACUAACAGAGAAAUCAUCGUCUUUUUACGGUCACACUACCUCCACAGAAGAAGCUAGGUUGGCCAGUACUCAAAUUCGGCGGCCGAAGACGAUGCCGGAACUCGUCCUAGACAGAAAGCGUGCGGCAAUAACGACGACGUUGCCGGAGAUUUUCCCGAGACAACCGUCGAAGCUGCUACUCAAGGUUACGAUGAUGGGGAGCCUUGGUCCGGUCCAAGUGCUGAUGACACCAGAAUCAAGCGUUGGAGAUUUGAUUGCAGCGGCGGUGCGCCUAUACGUUAAAGAAGGCCGCCGUCCAAUCUUGCCGUCGAAUGAAGCUUCCCGCUUCGAUCUCCAUUACUCCCAGUUCAGCUUAGAAAGUUUGGAUAGAAAUGAGAAGCUGAGGGAAAUUGGAUCAAGAAAUUUCUUUAUGUGUCCAAAGAAAUUUGGAGAGGGUGAGAAUAAUGGUGGAGAGAGUAACGUAACGGCGUCGUUUGGAACAUGUUCGACGGAAGCGGAAAAAGCGAGCAAAGGUUUUGGUUUGUUAAGGUGUAUGGAUUUCUUGCUAUGAAAAUGAUUGGAUCAGAACGAAACACCACUUGCCCAUGUUGUGUUGUGCCAAGAACAGUCACUAGUGUUUUCAAUAAUUUGUGGAAAUAAUGUCUUGAAUUGAUCUUUGCGUAGUUGUUUUGUUUCAUACUUUUCCUGCAUGAAAAGUAAUUGUUUUGGAUGGUUAAGAUAGGUCUACAAUCUACAUCGUUGAUGCUGAUAUUUUCUAUGUCGAGGACAAUUAUUUGUUUGUGAUAUAUACCAUGAUAAAUAUGAUCUUAGUUUUAUA
Messenger RNA from Lathyrus oleraceus (garden pea), 1221 nucleotides. RefSeq lists its product as uncharacterized. Lineage: Eukaryota; Viridiplantae; Streptophyta; Magnoliopsida; Fabales; Fabaceae. Bases 349 to 954 code for a protein of 201 amino acids. The transcript has 2 exons. The record is from RefSeq and is a predicted model, not a curated record.